CAGGAAACUACAGUGACGCUGUGCUUCUACUAAGGAUUGUGCUGCUCACCUGUCAGGAUCCACAUUUCAAACUGGUCUGCUGGAAGUAACUCUGAAUGGCAGAAUUUGGUGCACACAGAGUGAAAUGACGCAUCCAAUCAGGGAACCUCUUCAAAGGAGGAAGUCACUUGGGCCGAUGUCUCCAAAUGCUGCCAAGAGACUAUAUCGCAACUUGUCCUUCAGACUGAAGGGUGGUUCCAGCUCAGAUGAAGCCUGCCUCAUCAAAAAAAUAGAGAAAGAAAGAAGCAAGAAAUCUUCAUCCCUGAAUAUUCAGUAUGAUUCAAUCUUUGAUGCUGUGGAACAUGAAGAUCUUGAUGCAGUUCAACGGAUACUUGACCAACCAGGUACACAGGAUGACCUGAAUGAGGUUACCAGCAAUGGACUUGUACCACUGGAUAUUGCUGUGCUGACUAAUAACAUCUCAAUGGCGAGCCUCUUAAUGAAUGCUGGAGCCAGGGAUAACCAUCAAUUCAAUGAAGGCAACUGGGACAUGCACCUGACCACUUUAGUGAGCAAAGCAACGCAGAAAAUUGCAGAACUAUUAGAACUCAGGACCGAAACUUCGGAGGCUGAUUUCUACAGUAAGACCAGGGAACUCCGGACUUGGAGGUUCAGACAAAAGCUGUAUAAACAAAUGAAAGCUGCUUUCGAGAAUGCACAUGUCCCUGAUUCUCCAGAGAAAGUGUAUUUGUCAGUGAUUGGUAGUACAUCCCUUCGAGUCACAUUCCAGGAACCAGCAAGGAGCAGCACCUUGAUAAUCACCCGCUAUAAAGUGGAGUGGAGUUACACCGAAACCUUUGAAUCUACUGUAGGAGCUGCUACUGUUGAGGAUCUGAAGACACUGCAGUAUGCAAUUGAAGGCCUCAACACGGGAACUCUCUACCACGUGCGUGUUUCGGCUUAUAAUGUGAAAGGCUGGGGACCAGCAAAGGUAUCAACACCUCCCUGUGCUAAUCCAUCCAGUUGGAAGGAAUGUGCUGAUGUUAAAUUGAGGCAGAAGGACCAAAGCCAAGCAGUGCAGAAACUUCUGGAGCAGAUAAAGGCUCCUCAUCAUCGGAGCUUCUUCUUAGAAACCUGCACAGUUCACACACCUAGUAAGAAGCUCUCAGUCUCUCGCAGCCUGAAGUACCUCUUUCAAAACACAAGCAAGUUUGUCAAGACCCUGCAGAGGGGUGUAUAUUUAGCUGCCAUUUUUUUCUACAAGGAAAACAUCCUGGUCACAAAUGAGGAUCAAAUCCCUAUCGUCGAGAUCGACAGCUCCUGUUCUGGCUCUGACAUGCAGGAAUUCCUCUGGUUUUCGAAGCUUUCCUGUAUGUGGAAGGACAUCCAGUGGUUGCAGCAGGGAAUGAACUCAGCACUCUCCUCCUCCUCGUCAGUGCUCCAAACCAGGCAGAAGAUGUUGUUAGCAGUGUCCCAACUCCAGAGUGCGUUGGGAACACAAGACCUGGGCCAGGUACACUUUGAACCAAUCAAGGACAAACUUGGGAAUGUUUUGAUCCUAACCAUCAAGGAGCUGCGGCCAUCCCAGGUGCUGGAGAAUGUCCGAUGGAUUGCGCUUUCAAAGCUUCAUAACUAUCGGAAAUCUGUCUCUGCUUUCGAGAGCUUCACUGCCCUGGACAUGCUCUUCAUGACUUUGAAGGAUAAACUCGAUUAUCACCUGAGAGUCAACCAGGCCUUACCUCCAGGCCUCUACCUCGGUUAUCUAAAGCUCUGCAGCUCUGUGGAUCAGAUUAAAGUGCUCGUCCCUUACAGGGUGCCCAAUGUGCUCUGUCACACCAAGAUACGGGACAACAAGAACGUAUCCAGGGAGGAGUGGGAAUGGUUGCGAAAUGUGUCAUCCUUGACUGAUUCCAUUGCCACAGAGGGGAACACAGGGAGCUCACUGUGUUCUUUCCUAGACGGGCUACGUACGGCUGUGAAAAGCCUCCUCCAACAACUGGACAUGGCUCUUGGUCAGGCUGCGGAUUUUCGUCUAUACACACAGGAAGUGUUGGAAUUUGGACGUGAAGUCUCCUUCCUCCUGUUGCUGCCUCCCUCGGAUGAUGUGUGUUCAGCCCCAGGACAGGAUGGACAUCCCUCAGGGUUUCUGACCCUGCCACUUCAAAUCUUUGAGCUUGUGCACUUCUCAACCUAUGAGCAGGAGCUCUUUUCAAAGUACUGCCAGACUUCAAUUUUAUUGGAACUUGACUCGUUGCUGUCACAACAAGCUUUGAGGGAAGCUAUAGAUGACACAGAAUUAAUUGAAGCAAAAGAGAAACACGGACAAGUUACAGACCUUAUUCAGCAAUUAGAUGACAUUUGGAGGGAGGUCCGUUGGAUUACAGAUGUACUACAAUAUGCUCGGUACAGACAACCUCCCACUGGCACACCUCUCUGCUGGAUCCUGGAGAUUUCGAGUAUCAUGGAGGUAAAUGAGAAACCAGAAUCGGUCACAGACCAUGUGAAUUCCACUGCCUCUUCUCCAGUUGAUGACAGGAAGAGGGAACGUCCAGAUUGUAAAGAAAUUACAGAUGAAGAUGACGUUUUCUGGCCAAUGGAGAGAGACUGUGAUUUGAAACUGUCCCUGAGCUCUGAUCAGCUGGUCUGGAUGGACCCCCAGCGCAGUGAGUACCAUCACUCCAGGACAAGCAUUGUGAUGGACACAGAUAGUAAAAACCCACUGCAGCAUGUAGAUCUCCACAGAGGACAACACAGAUACAAGGGAGCUGACAGAGAGUUCCACUCAACUGGGAGUCUGGAAUUUACAGAGCGGACACUGAAGGAAGCCAGCGUCUACAAGUUCUGGUCACAGCCAGGAUCAAUGGAUGAAGGCACUGAGGAGUUUGAUCGUGAAGGACCGUACAGUUUCACCAGUGAAAUUGUCCAACACAUCAGUCUACCUGGAUGCAGUCUGGUUGAGUGGAUCAAGACGUCGCAGGAGACUUAAAAAUUCUAUUACCUUGAAGUUGGACUCACCAUUCCGAUGUAAAUUAU
Molecule: messenger RNA, 3012 nt
Organism: Rhincodon typus (whale shark)
Lineage: Eukaryota; Metazoa; Chordata; Chondrichthyes; Orectolobiformes; Rhincodontidae
Product: ankyrin repeat and fibronectin type-III domain-containing protein 1-like
Exons: 18
Coding region: 125-2965 (946 amino acids)
Biological process (GO): establishment of mitotic spindle orientation; regulation of establishment of bipolar cell polarity
Cellular component (GO): spindle
Molecular function (GO): protein binding
Source: RefSeq, a predicted model, not a curated record